AUGUUUAAUCGUCUUAAAUUUUGGGAGCGUCGGGAGCCGCAAGUGUGUACGCGUCAGGUGUAUGUUAAUGCACCUUUACCACAAAGCAAACUUGAUAAAAAAGGACGUCCGAGACAACGUUAUGCUACCAACACAAUUACUACUUCAAAGUAUUCGAUUUUAAGUUUUGUGCCAAAAAACUUGUAUGAACAAUUCCAUCGUGUUGCCAAUUUUUUCUUUUUGUUAUUAGUAAUUUUACAAUGGUUUCCAGAAUUCGCCACUAUAAACCCUAUAGUAGCGGCUUUACCAAUGUUUAUAAUAACGGGCAUAACUGCAAUAAAAGAUGGAUUUGAAGACUUUAAACGGCACGUGACCGAUAGAUCUGUUAACCACAGAAAGACAUGGACUUUAGGAAAUUGGACAAAUUAUAAUUAUCCAAAUUCAACUUCUAAAUUUUUUUCUUUUCAAUCAAAAACUUCCGAGAAAUUAAAUGAAAAAAAUGGUCCAACUUGGAAAGAAACAAUGUUUAGAGAUGUUAGAGUGGGAGAUUUUAUUAAAUUACAUAAUGAUGAAUUUAUUCCAGCUGAUAUCCUUAUCCUUUCAACCUCGGAACCUAAUUCACUUUGCUAUGUAGAGACUAAAAACCUUGAUGGUGAAACGAAUCUUAAGAUUAGGUCAAGCGUACCAGAAAUUGAUCACUUAGAAACGGCUGAAGAUUGUACAUCAAUUAAAUUUUAUGUAGAUUCUCAACCACCUGCUUCAAAUUUAUAUAGUUAUAAUGCUACUUUGGUGUUUCCGGAGGGUUUACCGGACCGACCGCGUUCUCGUGGUGGUCCUGUUAAAAUAGCUGUUAAUCUUAAUUCAUUAUUAUUAAGAGGUUGUGUGUUGAAAAAUACUGAAUGGGUAAUUGGAUUGGUUGUGUUUACUGGUACUGAUACGAAACUUGCGUUGAAUUCCGGUGAAACUCCAUCAAAAAGAAGUCAGAUAGAGAGAUUGAUGAAUCCACAAAUGUAG
This is a messenger RNA of Dentiscutata erythropus, 993 nucleotides long. Lineage: Eukaryota; Fungi; Glomeromycota; Glomeromycetes; Diversisporales; Gigasporaceae. The record is from the annotation of a GenBank genome assembly.